This is a messenger RNA of Coturnix japonica (Japanese quail), 3159 nucleotides long. Its product is annotated as protein arginine N-methyltransferase 8. Gene Ontology annotation, biological process: peptidyl-arginine methylation, to asymmetrical-dimethyl arginine; chromatin remodeling. Gene Ontology annotation, cellular component: plasma membrane. Gene Ontology annotation, molecular function: protein-arginine omega-N monomethyltransferase activity; protein-arginine omega-N asymmetric methyltransferase activity; histone methyltransferase activity. The record is from RefSeq and is a predicted model, not a curated record. Lineage: Eukaryota; Metazoa; Chordata; Aves; Galliformes; Phasianidae.
GGUGAAGGGGAGGAGAGAUUGGGGAAGGAGAAAGGAGAAAGCGAAGAGAAAGGGAAAUGGAAAGGAGAGAGGAGGUUACCGUACUUUUUCAUGGAAAGACAGUGGCAAAUGUGUGACCAUCUUUAAAAGAAAUUUUCUGAAGACCCAGAGAGAAAGAAGUCCAAAAAAGGAAAGUAAGAGGCUAUGUUUUCCUUGUUCUGCUGUUUUAUCUCUGCCUCCCUCUCUCUCUGGAAGAUUACCCACAGGACACAAAGAUGCCGAGCUGGUCCCUGCAUGCACAAGUUCAGUUCAGCUGGUGCUUCUCUCCUGUUUAGCUCGACAGAUUUCUCUGAAGGGGUGGACUCACAGACUGACAGCCCAUUAGUUUAACCUGAAGAGUGCGUGCCACCUCUCUGCCCAUUCCCAAAGCUUGCUGGAGGUGGAGGUGAGAGGAAAAUACUUGAAAGUGCCAAGGAGCUCCUGAUGCCAAAAGACGACAAAUAGUCUCUUGGGUGAAUUAGAACGGACAGAGAAGACUGAUUUAUUGCUGUUUUCUGUAGAAGUUUCCUCCCUUUGGUGAAAACCUGUAUUUGGAAAUCUUUGAAAACACAAAACAAAAUACCAAUCUCGAAGCCCCAACCCCGUGGUUAGCUCUUAUGGGAAUGAAACACUCCUCCCGCUGCCUGCUCCUGAGGAGGAAAAUGGCGGAGAACAGUGCCGAAAGUACUGAGGUCUGCCCUGUCCCAUCCCAGACUCCUCAGCCUACUGUUGUUCCAAAGCCAGUUCAGUCUGUCAUACAUGUCCCAUUGCAACCAGGCUGUCCAGGCCGAGGCAAAAUGGCAAAGCUCCUCAGUCCAGAAGAGAUGACAUCCAGGGAUUAUUACUUUGAUUCCUAUGCUCACUUUGGAAUUCAUGAGGAAAUGUUAAAGGAUGAAGUGCGUACAUUAACUUACAGAAACUCAAUGUAUCACAAUAAACAUGUUUUUAAAGAUAAGGUUGUCCUUGAUGUUGGAAGUGGCACAGGAAUCCUCUCCAUGUUUGCUGCAAAGGCAGGAGCCAAGAAAGUAUAUGGGAUUGAAUGUUCAAGUAUAUCUGACUACUCAGAAAAAAUUAUCAAGGCCAACCACUUGGACAAUAUAAUCACAAUAUUUAAAGGUAAAGUGGAAGAAGUUGAAUUACCUGUGGAUAAAGUUGACAUCAUUAUCAGCGAGUGGAUGGGUUAUUGUCUUUUCUAUGAGUCAAUGUUAAACACAGUCAUCUUCGCACGAGAUAAAUGGCUGAAACCAGGAGGGCUAAUGUUUCCAGACCGAGCUGCUUUGUACGUGGUAGCAAUUGAAGACAGGCAGUACAAGGACUUCAAAAUUCACUGGUGGGAGAAUGUGUACGGCUUUGACAUGACCUGUAUUAGGGAUGUUGCCAUGAAGGAGCCUUUGGUGGACAUAGUAGAUCCAAAGCAAGUGGUGACCAAUGCCUGUUUAAUAAAGGAAGUAGAUGUUUAUACAGUGAAGACUGAAGAACUGGCAUUUACUUCAGCAUUCUGCCUCCAAAUUCAGCGUAAUGAUUACAUUCAUGCAUUGGUCACCUAUUUUAAUAUUGAAUUUACAAAGUGCCACAAGAAGAUGGGAUUUUCUACAGCACCUGAUGCUCCCUAUACUCACUGGAAGCAAACUGUUUUCUACUUAGAGGACUAUUUAACUGUGAGACGAGGAGAAGAAAUCUAUGGGACUAUAUCCAUGAAACCAAAUGCAAAAAAUGUGCGCGACCUGGAUUUCACCGUAGACUUGGAUUUUAAAGGACAGCUAUGUGAAGCAUCAGUAUCUAAUGACUACAAAAUGCGCUAGCAAGAAACCUUUCAGAGAGACUAAACGAAUUCUAUCAAGUCCUGAGCUGCUGAACUUCAAGCUAGGAACAAAUGUUUUCAUGAUUACUAUAUUAAAUAUUAAAAUGCUUACUCCAGUGGAAAGCGGUAACAUAAUCCCUCUUACAGAUGGCAUAGAGGGCUGGGAUCCCACUGUGAAUGUACAGUAUACAGAACUACAGCUUCUGUCAAAUAUACAGGGAAAACAAAGAACAGACUUGAGCAUUCUGUUUAACUUUAGGAUGGCAGAAGAUACGUAUAAAAUUGUACUAUUUAUAAUGAUUUUCUGGUUCUUCCAAUCUUUGCAUGUUACAAGUGAUUAGGGCAGUUUCGUAAAUAUUGAAGACCACUAAAAGACAUGAUAGCUGAACUUAUGUUCAAUAUAAAUACUUUAUAAUGUAGUAUAAAAUAGUAUACUAUAAUAUGAUAUAUACUGUAUAUGAGAAAAAUGUCUAUUCAUAAUAGGAACUAAUUUUGCAAUUACUUGAUUUUAAAUAUGCAGUUAUAGAAAGAUGAUGACAUUACUCUAGACAGUGAUACAUUUCAAUUCUAAUUAACUGCGCAAAUUAUAGUUUUGGGAAAUACUCUGAGUAAAAUGUAGAUAAGAGCUGGGAGUUUAUAAAGGAUCAACAAGUAUCUCAUACAAUAUCAUCUGGAAACUGUGGACCAUGAACUCUAAAAUUCACCUUCAUAACUGGAUGUUUGUAAGAGCUUUAAAGAACAUCAGCUUUUUAUCAUUGCAAAUAUUCUGUGGUGAGUUUUUAUAGUUGGAUUUUGCAUGAGACCUGAAAUCAGACACAUAGUAUUUAAAUGUGAUGAAUGCAAAGUCUCUGAAAUGGUGGGUAAUUCAUGUUUUGUGGCCAUGUAGUUUUUGCCCAUUUGAGUUGUAUGCAAGAUUCUUAAUACAAAAUCAUUUUAAAAACUAGGGAGUUAGCGUUUCCUUUCAUUAAUGUUUCAAAUAAGUUUCAAAUUGCAGAUGCUAUUCUCAAGGAUGCAAUGGUAUGCUGGAAUGUCUUAAAAUAUAUAUAUAUUGCUUCCAAUAUUACUAAGAUGUCUGUAGCUUCCCCAUCCUCUUACACUCCUUGUUUUUCUUAAGAAUAUGCUUAUACAUAAAUAUUGGCUGUUUGUAAUUAUUCAUAUGUAUUUUUACUGUAUGAACCACUUAAUCACAAGUAACUUGUCAAAAAGUAAGUCAUCAGUCCUAACUAUGCAUCUUCUAGCCUCUAUAGUGCAGCACACUAAACCAUGUUCCAUGGUUCUUUUGCCUGAAAAAUCUUUUUAAUCACCUAUAAAUAAAGCUUACUUAAAUAUGCAAGCAAACA